Lethenteron reissneri (Far Eastern brook lamprey) is the source of this 854-nucleotide messenger RNA. RefSeq names its product acyl-protein thioesterase 1-like. Gene Ontology annotation, biological process: protein depalmitoylation. Lineage: Eukaryota; Metazoa; Chordata; Hyperoartia; Petromyzontiformes; Petromyzontidae. Gene Ontology annotation, cellular component: cytoplasm. Gene Ontology annotation, molecular function: palmitoyl-(protein) hydrolase activity; carboxylic ester hydrolase activity. The record is from RefSeq and is a predicted model, not a curated record.
CACUCGCCGCGCUGCUCUAUCCGCGCGCGCGCGCAUGCGGAGCGCGCUGCUGACAACAACAACAACAAAGAUCAACAACAACAACAACAAAAAUAAGCAACAGACACAUUGCGGCUUGCUCGUCGCAAUAACCGCAGUGACAAGAGAAGUAAUUUAUCAACGAAGCGUCUUGUAUGUGUGGCAAUAACAUGUCAGCGCCGCUCCCUGCCGUCGUACCGGCGACCAGGAGAGCCACCGCCUCGGUGAUUUUUCUCCAUGGCCUUGGAGACACGGGCCACGGCUGGGCGGAGGUGCUGUCCGAAUUCAAGUCGCCGCACAUCAAAUACGUCUGCCCGCACGCACCUCUCAUGCCGGUCACGCUCAACCUGCGACAGAUAAUGCCGUCUUGGUUCGACAUCAUCGGCCUGAGCCCUGACGCAACGGAGGACGAGGAUGGGAUCAAGAGAGCGGCCGAGACCGUUCGGGGUCUGAUAGAGCAGGAGAUUAAAGCCGGGAUCCCGUCUCACCGCAUCGUACUGGCCGGAUUCUCACAGGGUGGCGCUCUGUCUCUCUACACGGCGCUCACAAGUCGGCACAAGCUGGGCGGGGUGGUGGCUCUGAGCUGCUGGCUGCCCCUCCGAGACUCGUUCACACAGUCGGACGGGACGCACGCCGGCGUGCCGGUCCUGCAGUGCCACGGCGAGGCGGACCUCCUGGUGCCACCGCUCUUCGGGCAGCUCACGGCCGACAAGCUGCGCUCCCUCCUGGGCCCCGACGCCGUCACCUUCAAGACGUACCGUGGCCUGGGACACUCGUCCACGCAGGAGGUGUGGGGGGGGGGACCGGGGGGGGGGCCACCAGAGGUCACCGGCUGA